Molecule: messenger RNA, 8033 nt
Organism: Danio aesculapii
Lineage: Eukaryota; Metazoa; Chordata; Actinopteri; Cypriniformes; Danionidae
Gene: dagla
Product: diacylglycerol lipase, alpha
Exons: 19
Coding region: 709-3411 (900 amino acids)
Biological process (GO): lipid metabolic process
Cellular component (GO): dendrite membrane; postsynaptic membrane
Source: RefSeq, a predicted model, not a curated record
UGGUUCCUAAGCAGCGGAAAAUUGCAGCGUCGUACGUCAGUAGCGCAGCGCCUCUCACGGCAACCAAUGGAUGACGUGCGAUACGCCAGGAGCGCAGGCGCGAUUCGAAAUGCGCGUUCAACCCGCGCAACUGGAAUGGAGAAUUGCAACGACGUUUCUCAUAUGGAAAAACGAUCGUAGGGAAAGAAAUACAGCAAUCAAUCUGACUGGGACCUGCUGCUGCUGCGGACAGUGCGGGAUUUGUACACGCCGUAUGAUUUUACCACGCAAAAGGGAAUGUCACGACCGGACAUGAGGAAUAAAUGAUAUAUUCGGGUGUACGUCAACGGUUCUUUGCGGUUUAAAUGGAAUAUGGAGCGCCUGCUGACGCGACGCGCGCUUGGAAAGGCGUGAAAAAUAUCGGUGACGUUACGGCGGAUUGUCAAUGAAACUGAAGCGGAUCAGUGCCGAAUAAAAAACACGUUUCUGAAGCACCGGAGCAGCCCGAAUAAAACACGUCCCCGCUCAUUCAUGUGCGUGUGUCAAGGCAAACGGGACGCCGCAUUAGCGGGACUGUUGCUGCUGUACUGAGACCUGUGGCUGGGUCGGAACCGUGAUCUGGGUCUGUUUUUGCGGUUCCCCGUGCGUGUAUUUGCGGAUGAUGGGAGAUUUCAGAGGGUCCAUGCAGAAGAAGGUCUCGGGAAGACGCGCUCAUACUACAGGGCAGUGAUGCCGGGCAUGGUACUGUUUCGGCGACGCUGGUCAGUCGGCAGUGAUGACCUGGUGUUGCCGGCUUUCUUCCUGUUUGUACUACACUGCAUAUGGCUGGUGGUUCUGUCUGUGGUUCUCUUCGGGCUGCCGUACAAUUCAGAGCAGUCAUGUUCGGUCACGCUGGUGGAUCACGGUCGCGGUUACCUCGGCAUCUUGGUCAGUUGUCUGAUCUGCGAGAGCGCCAUCAUGUGGCUGAGCAUGAGGGGCAGCAUCCUCUACACACAACCUAGAGAGGCGGUGCAGUAUGUGCUCUAUAUACGCCUGGCCAUCCUGCUCGUGGAGCUGGUGUACGCAGUGGUGGGCAUCGCCUGGUUGGUGCAGUACUACCAGCCCUGCCCAGACAUCACCGCUAAGAACCUCGCCCUCGGAAUUGUGGCUUGUAACUGGUUGGUCAUCUUCAGUGUGUGUUUCACCAUGAUGUGCACCUUUGACCCUACUGGACGGACCUUUGUGAAGCUGAAAGCAACUCGUCGACGUCAGCGUAAUCUUACAACAUACACACUCAGACACAGGCUAGAAGAGGGUCAAGCCAGCAGCUGGAGCAGAAGACUCAAAUUCUUUAUGUGCUGCACCAGAGCAAAAGAUACACAAUCUGACGCUUACUCUGAGGUGGCCAGCUUGUUCGCCGAGUUUUUCCGGGAUCUGGACAUCGUGCCGAGUGACAUCAUCGCUGGUUUGGUGCUGCUCCGACAGAGGCAACGGGCUAAAAGAUCAGCCAUCUUGGAUCAGGCAAAUAAUGAUGUUUUAGCCUUUCUGUCUGGGAUGCCUGUGACUCGCAACACUAAAUACUUGGACCUCAAGAACUCGACUGAGAUGGCCAUGUAUAAGGAAGUGUGCUACUACAUGUUGUUUGCCAUGGCGGCGUAUGGCUGGCCCGUUUAUCUCUUGAGAAAACCAGCGUGUGGACUCUGCAGACUCGUCAGCACCUGCUCCUGCAAUACUUCAGUUUCAGGCUCUCGUCUCUCUCAAUCCGUCACCGUUGAGGAAGAUAACUGCUGCGGCUGUAACGUCCUUGCCAUCCGACGCCAGUUUCUAGACAGAGACCUCAAAGAAGUCCAGAUUGUCUACACAUCCUGCCAUGAUGCGGUUUAUGAGACGCCCUUCUUUGUAGCUGUGGAUCAUGCAAAGAAGAAAGUCGUGAUCAGCAUCAGAGGAACGUUGUCUCCUAAGGACGCUUUAACAGAUCUCACUGGCGAUUCAGAGCGUUUGCCUGUCGAGGAGCAGCACGGCACGUGGCUCGGACACAAGGGAAUGGUUUAUUCAGCCGAAUAUAUCAAGAAGAAGCUGGAGCAAGAGAUGAUCCUCUCUCAGGCCUUUGGGAGAGAUUUAAGUAAAGGGACGAUGCACUACGGGCUGGUGAUUGUGGGUCAUUCUCUGGGAGCGGGAACAGCCGCCAUUCUGUCCUUCCUCCUCCGGCCCCAGUAUCCUUCACUGCAAUGCUAUUCCUACUCUCCUCCCGGCGGCCUGCUCAGUGAGGAUGCGAUGGAGUACUCGAAAGAGUUUGUCACUUCAGUGGUGUUGGGAAAAGAUCUGGUCCCCAGGAUCGGCCUCUCUCAGCUUGAGGGUUUCCGUCGUCACUUACUUGAAGUCCUACAGAAGAGCGAUAAACCAAAGUGGCGGAUCAUCGCCGGAGGAACAAAGUGCAUCCCUAAAUCGGAGCUGCCCAUGGAUGACGAAGCCCCUGUAUCUCAGGGCGUAACACCCUCCAGUUCCCGCCUAUGGCUUCAUCCCAGUGAUCUGAGCAUCGCCCUGUCUGCCUCCACACCGCUGUUUCCCCCGGGACGGGUCAUUCAUGUGGUGCACAAUCACCCGCCUGAGAUGUGUUGUGGUCAGGAAGAGCCCACGUACUCGGCUCUGUGGGGCGAUAACAAGGCCUUUGAUGAGGUCAUCAUUUCUCCAGCCAUGCUGAAUGAACACAUGCCCCAUGUGGUGAUGGAUGGCCUCAACAAGGUGCUGGAAAACCCACAUUUAAUUUCAGACCUGAUUGCUGCACAGGUUGGAAGCCGGAAAGCUAGCAAUGAAGUGCAUAUUUCUGUCCCUAACCCAUCCUCAGAUCUCUCUUUUACACCACUGUGUCCAGACGAAUGCUUUAUAGUUCCCAAAACUCCCAGUGAAACAGUUUCUGUUCAACCACCGGGUUCAGACACUCAAAGGAACGGUUUAUCAUUUAAAAAUACGUCCACUGAAAAUACUGUUACUGAAUCUCUCACUGCGAUCCCAUCACCCACAAUGCCUGUUACUGUAGAUACAUCUUCCCUUAGGUCAAAUACAAAAGCUGAAGACGCUUCUGGUGAUGUUCAUCAAUCAUCAACAUGUCCAUCUCAGUCAAAUACUACAUCGAGCUCACCGAAGUUAGACUUUCCAACAUUAGAAAUCCCUUCAACGGUCCCAUUGAAUGGCUUUUUAUCUUCUGAAACUUCCUCUGAUGUGUCUGAGCAUACCCAAAAUACACCAGAUUUGCACUCUUCCCCAGAGUUCCUGCUAAAAACCAAUCUGAAUCCCGAGGCCAGCUGUCUUGAAAACACAUCGGAGAGCUGUUUUAUAAAACCCUCGGCCUUUGAUAAUGCAUCUUUAACUUCUCCCCAGGACAGGUUCAGUUCUUCGACUGUCCCAUCUGAAGGAACGACCUCUAACGCUUCAUGUUAUAUCUCAAGCCUCUGAUGUACAUUACUGUUCAAAAGUCUGGGGUCGAUAAGAUAUUCUUUUUACUUUUAUCAAUCAAAGAAGUAUUAAAUAGGCUACAGUGCAUGUAAGAACUUCUUUAUGUAUGUUUUUUGGCAAUGUGUGAAUUAGCCUAUGAUGAAACUAAACAAUGUGUACCUGGGCUACAAAAUCAGUCAUUAGGGUCACUUUUUUUGAAAUUGAGAUUGUUACAUAAUCUAAAAUCUGAAUAACUAGGUUUUCUAUUGAUGAACUGUUUGUUCGGAUAGGAUAAUACAUUGCUGAGAUACAACUACUUGGAAAUCUGGAAUCUGAGGGUUGAAUAAAAACACAAUAAUGAACAAAAUAGCCUUUAAGCCUGUUCACACGAGGCGUCGGCCUCAACACUUAACGAAGGGUGAUGUCAUAGUGACGACAGCCAAUCAUAUUCAACUUGGACUGCAACACAAAAAGGCAUAGCAGAAGCAGUGGUAGGGGUAGUGGUGGUGGUAAUGUAUAAAGAUGUAUGUAAAGAUUGAACAUAAAGCAUGGCGUGAUAUAACCGUGAUAUACUUUUCCUCCUUUUGACUGCAUAAACAUGAUUGGCUAGUGUCUACACUAGUAUUUACAUAAAGCGAUCUGAUUGGUUGGUGCUUGAGACAGAUCCACAAUUUAGUUCGGCAACACUUGACAUUCAAAGUCAAUGGGAAGCGGUAAUGCAGGCACCCCGUGUGAACAGGACGUAAAGCUGUCUAAAGAAAGUUCAAUUAUUAAUCAGAAAUUACGCUUUGAUAUAUUUACACCUUGACAAUUCUUCGUGGAAGAUGAUGUUUGAUGAUGUUUGUGUGAUUUUUGACAUAAACAAAAAAUCCAUAAUUGUGACCCGUGCAAUGUAUUUUUGGCUGCAUAUCACUGAUUUUGUGCUCCAGGGUCACAAUUGAAGCCUUUUAAAACUUUGACGCUUCUCUAUAGUUGGGUUUCCAUCUGAAAAUGUAGCAAAUCUUUUUAAAGUACAAAAGUAAAUAAAAAUAAAAAUGCUAAUUGCGAAUUAGUUUCCAUUAAAUUGUUAGUGUGGCUGACUGUAGUAUUGGUAUCCUAGUAACAACAGUAAACAAAGUGUAUGUAUCUAUGAAUGGAGUCACAUGGGUGUAAUGUUCGCUACAUCAGACUCUUAUUUGGUAAAUCGGAUUUCACCUCCCAUUAUUUGUAUUAACCCUUUUUCACACAAGUCUAAAACCCCCUCAAAUGAGUGUAAAACUUUGAGAAUAAUGGAUUUUUAUUAGAUAUCUGGCAUUUACGUGACUGGUUUCUUAUGUGAUACUUCAUAUUGCGCAUUAACAGUGUGAUGGAAACCCAGCGAGCAGAUUGUUAUGUGAAGCACUUUUGUGAAGGAAAACUGAAAUCGAUAUGACAUUAAUACACAUGAAAUGAAUGGUAAUAAUGUUCUGAAUAAUCCUGCUGAUGACAUUUCAAUUAGUUGUGCAAAGAAAGGAAUUCAUUCAGACUACAAUCUCACAUAGUCCGGUCAGUGUGGUCUAUAGUCACAAAUAUACCUUAUAAUAUCUUAUAUAUCAUAUUUUAUACAUAUUUAUCUGUUGACAUGAUGCUGGACAAAUAUACUUUAUAAAUAUACUACAGUAUCUAAUGCUGGUGAAUUGCAGAGCUUGUGCAGAUAUAUAUCCAUAUCGCUACGAUGCUUUAUGAACUGCUGUUUUCUCGCUGUUGCUAUUUAUUUUCUUAAGCUUUUACUUUUUGCUUUCAGUAUAUCACUGCAAAGCUAUUUCCAACUUUUUCUCUGCUUUCAAGCAAAGAACAUAUAUAUGAUAAGUAUAUUCUGUCACCGAAUCCCCUUCAGUCGCUUGUACAUUACAUUAUGCGGGAGUGUAGGCUAUAAAGUCAAAGCUUUGUACAGUUAUGCAUGCAUGUCCCGAGUGCGUUUAUUUAAUUCAGUUCAAUUAAAUUAGAAGCUGCUUUGGAUAAAAAUGUCUACUAAAUGCAGAAAUGUAAAUGUUAAUGUUAAAAUGACUGUCUUUUUCAACAAAUAUAUCUACACUUAGUGAGCAGAAGAGACUCAAACCCCACACUUUUGAAACAGUAGUGUAUAUCACGCCGUGCACAGCCUGCUGCAUGCAUGCUUUCUUCCUUUGCAGUGAAUAAUCUUGCAGAAACAUCCCUCCUCAGCUCCAGCUCGGGCAUCUGUGGUGUUAUUCUCUUCCUUUCUGCAGGUCCCCGGUCUCUCUGUCAGUUUUUAUUUUUUCUCUUGACUUCCUGUUUUGUUUGUCUGGUUUGUGCUUUGGCAGUUUGCAGCAGGGUUGCAUUGCAGCUUCUUUCCAUCUACACACGUUCCAUCUUGUGCGCUUGGAGCUGGAUUUAUCUGUGUUUGGCAGACAGUUGAAGUCAGAAUAUAUAUAUGGUUUCCCCAAUUUCUGACUUUUUCAACACAUUUCUAAACAUAAUAGUUUUAAUAACUCAUUAUUAAUAACUGAUUUAUUUUAUCUUUGCCAUGAUGACAGUAAAUCAUGUUAGACUAGAUGUUUUUCAAGAUACUAGUAUUCAGCUUAUAGUGACAUUUAAAGGCUCAACUAGGUUAAUUAGGUUGUGAUUGAUUGGGCAAGUCUUUGUGUAACAGUGGUUUGUUCUGUAGACAGUCGAAAACAAAUAUUGCUUAAGGGGGCUAAUAAUAUUGAUCUUAAAAUGAUUUGAAAAAUAAAAAUUGCUUUUAUUCUAGCUGAAAUAAAACAAAUAAGACUUUCUCCAGAAGAAACAAUAUUAUAGGAAAUACUGUGAAAAAUUCCUUGCUCUGUCAAACAUCAUUUUGUAAAUAGUAGAAAAAGAAAAACAAUAAUCAGAAUAAUUUUGACUUCAAUAUGUAUUUGUUUACCAUGCAUGACACAUUUGAGUGAGCAUCGAUCACAUUUACAGUUGAAGUCAGAAGUAUUUGCCCCCCUGUUUAUGUUUUUCCCCAAUUUCUGUUUAAUGGAGAGAAGAUUUUUUUUCAACACAUUUCUAAACAUAAUAGUUUUAAUAACUCAUUUUUAAUAACUGAUUUAUUUUAUCUUUGCCAUGAUGACAGUAAACAAUAUUUGACUAGAUAUUUUUCAAGACAUUUCUAUACAGCUUAAAGUGACAUUUAAAGGCUUAACUAGGUUAAUUAGGUUAACUAGGCAGGUUAUUGUAAUUAGGCAAGUUAUUGUAUAAUGAUGGUUUGUUCUGUUGACAGUCGAAAAAUAUAUAGCUUAAAGGGGCUAAUAAUUUUGACCUAAAAAUGGUUUUUAAAAGUAAUAAAACUGCUUUUAUUCUAGAUAAAACAAAUAAACUUUCUGAAGAAGAAAAAAUAUUAUCAGACAUACUGUGAAAAUUUCUUUGCUCUGUUAAACAUCAUUUGGGAAAUUUUUUAAAAAGAAAAACAAAUUCAAAGGGGGGCGAAUAAUUCUGACUUCACCUGUAUAUUAUGUGCCAAAUGUGUUUGAAAAGGAUGAAUAUUGACAAAUGAAUGUGAAAUCACUUUUAUUUAUUUAUUUUUUGCACUAAUAUUUGGGGAGAAAGAUUUCUGCAGAAAAUAAGUCUUGUGCACUUAAAUGGUAAAAUGUUUACUUACCAAUCAUUAAAUGUCGAUAUUACCUAACAUUAUUUUUUGGUUUUCUUUUAAUUUUUUAGAUGAAAUCUAACACUAAGUCUGCACCAAUAAUGAAAUUAUGAAUUGCAUUUAUUCAUUCAUUUUCUUUUCGGCUUAGUCGCUUUAUUAUUUUGGGGUUGCCACAGCGGAAUGAACCGCCAACUUAUCCUAGGUUUUACGCAGCAGAUGCGCUUCCAGCUGCAACCCAUCACUGGGAAACACCCAUACACACUCAUUCACACACAUACAAUAUGGACAAUAUGGGGGAGGGUUGCUUAUGAUCGCGUGAAUUGAAGACCGGUGGGCUGGUGCGUGGUGACAGCGGUGUUAAGACUGAAGUGACUUAGGAUCGCAUGAAUUUAUCAUGCGGGGCCCGUCCGCUACGCCAAUGAACCUGCCCAAUGCCAGUUUGGCCAAUUAUAUUUCAGCACCCUGCGUUGCCAUUCAGUAAGGAUUGCUCUCAAAGUAUGUGUUUGCGAUCGAAAUGCGACCUUUGGUGAACAGUAGCAGACUGCCAAAUAAGAUGCAGAUUCAGAGUUCCAAAUAAGGUGGUUUUAAUCAGCAAAUAAUAUAAAUAUUACGAAGGAAACAUUAGGUAAGCAGGUCACAUUGUAACUCCGUGUCUUAACAACACGCUACCUGAUGAGAUUUGCAGUGUUUUGCACUAGACGAAACACAGCAGAAAUUUAAAUACAGCCAUUCAGAAGCACAGAAUGUUUAUUUAUUUAUUUAUUUAGUACACGACUCAAAUCAGCCUCAAAUCAGCCUUUAGGCUCGAUAGUCAGGCUCGCUCCUGUUGAUGUUGUCAAUCUGGCAUCCUGCACUUGCGUGUUUUGAACCAGGCGUGCAAUACCUAAUCCAACCACUGGGUGUCAAACAUACCUACUGCACCUUUAACAGAAACGUAACACUUACUCUGCAACAAUAAUACAAUUAUGAAUUGCAUUUAUACAAAUAAACGUAAAAAAAUACAAGUACUUUUGUGCAAUUCAUAUGUAUACAUAUUAUUAAUAAAUUUUUAAUGAUA